This is a messenger RNA of Manduca sexta (tobacco hornworm), 938 nucleotides long. RefSeq lists its product as uncharacterized. The coding region runs from base 44 to 796 and encodes 250 amino acids. The transcript has a single exon. The record is from RefSeq and is a predicted model, not a curated record. NCBI's taxonomy places the organism in Eukaryota, Metazoa, Arthropoda, Insecta, Lepidoptera, Sphingidae.
CCAGGACUUAGUGAGUCGCCGGCCGACGCGAGCGUCGCACGUCAUGGACUUCACCGGCAAAGUAGUCAUCGUCACUGGCGCCAGUUCGGGUAUCGGUGCAGCAUCCGCCAUACUCUUCGCGAAGUGCGGCGCCAAACUGACCCUAGUGGGCAGAAACGAACAGAGGCUCAAAGAAGUUGCUAAAAAAUGCCACGCAGCGAAAGGAAACCAGCCUUUGAGCUUAGUGCUAGAUUUAACGCAGAAAGGCAGCUGCGACGCCGUGGUGGCGAGGACUGUGGUCGCCUUCCAGAAGAUCAACGUGCUGGUCAACUGCGCUGGUAAGGUCACCAUCGGCUCGCUGUUCGACGACAACAUAAACGCUUUAGAUGAGAUGAUAGAUAUCAAUCUUCGGGUACCGUACCAGCUCACGCAUUUGGCUGUUCCGUACUUGAAGCAGAGCAAAGGGAACGUUGUCAACCUGACCGCAACCAAAUACACUAGAGUAAGGCAUGGUUUCCUUGGCUAUUCUAUCGCCAAAGCCGGCCUGGAGAAGUUCACGAAGAACGCGGCAAUAGAACUGGCCACUGAAGGUAUUAGGGUCAAUUCAGUUCAACCUGGCUUGACCAGGACUAACAUAUUGUCAAAUCUGGCGAUGAGUGAAGAGGACAGGAGAGGGGCAUACGAGCGGCUGUCGAAUGAGAUGAAGGUCAUCGAACCCGAGGAGGUGGCAAAGAUGGUCGUGUUUGUAGCGAGCGACACGUGUCCGAAUUUGACCGGGGCGCAAAUGUCCAUCGACGGUGCUACUUCUGUGAUGUGAAAGGACUGUUUAACAGAAGAGAUAGAGAUGAAAUUAGUGGACCAAAAGUAUUUAAGGUGGUAGCUCAAGGUCCAUUUUCAUACAUUUUGUUUCGGCUUUAAUCUGGGUAACUAAACAAGUAUUGGCAAGUAAAGAAUUUAAA